UUCAAGCCUAUGUGAUAUCCUGUGCGAUUUUUUAGAUAUAACAUAGUGUCGGUUAACGGCUUUGCCCAUAUGUACUAUUCGUCUUCGCAAAAUGGGUUCGUCUGACAAUGGGAGUGAUAAAAAACUUGAUGAGAAUUAUAUAUAUGGCCGCUGGGGCAACUAUCAAGUGAUUCAAGCUGCCUUGAUAUUCUACAACAUAUUACCUACAGCAUUUCAACUUCUGAUAGGAGUUUUCAUUGGUUAUAGACCAACCUUUCAAUGUUCAUCGAGCAGCGCAUAUGAAAAUAUUACUUUGACCACAAACAGCUCCUAUUUCGUUUCCUACGACAAAUGUCAUAUUAAAGUGCUAUACAAUGACACAGCUAAGAAGACGCAAACGUUGGUCAAGAAAACAACUUGUUUUGAGGGAUAUCAAUACAGUCUUGAAAAAGACCGCUCAUAUGUCACUGAGAUGGAUCUUGUGUGUGAUCAAGCCUAUCUUGGAGAGUUGAUUCAGACUCUCAUCAUGACUGGACAGCUAGUUGGGGCAGCCUUUGCAUCGUCUCUCAGUGACAAGUUGGGUAGAAAAACGAUCCAUUUGACAUCUCAUUUAUUGACGUUAACGUUCGGGAUUGGAGUGGCUUUCUCACCCAACUACGUAACCCUGGCAGCCCUCAAAUUUGUUCUCGGUGUUUUACAACAGGGGAUGGUUAUGUCCAAUACAGUGCUUGGAUUGGAAUUGUUUCCAGAACAAACGCGUUUCUACUCGGAAGCUAUUGGACUUUUUAGUUGGACCACAAGUUUGGUUAUCAUGGCUCCGGUAGCAUAUUUGAUGAGAAACUACUCCUGGAGAUAUCUACAGGUUGUUGGGACGUGCUUCUCUUUAAUAAGUUUAGCCCAAUAUUGGAUUCAAGACGAAUCAUUAAGAUGGCUAGCAGCAAACGGUAAAAGGGAGGCCGCGGAUAAGGUCAUGCAUAAAGUGGCAAGAUGGAAUAAAAUCAACUACGAGGAACUGAAGAAAAUAGUGGACAAAAAAAUGGAUAGCAUCAAACCCGACACGCAUAAGGUCAACGAAACGGAGACGACCACGAAUAGUGCGCCGUCGCAUGUUGUGGAAAAAUAUUCGGCCCUAACAAUUUUGAGAAACAAAAGCAUUUUUCUUAUCUCUUUGAUCUUGUGGUUUAUAUGGGUUACCAAUACGGUUACCUACUUUGGACUGACCUUGACAUCAACAUCUUUGGCGGGAAACCGUUUCCUGAACUUUUUCCUAUCAUCCAUUGUUGAGUACAUAGCGGUGAUUUGCGAGUUCUUAAUGCUGCGUAGGCUAGGUAGAAGAACAAUACUAAUCAUAUUCCAUGCUGUUUGUGGUGUAUCCUUAGCUUCCGCCACUUUAUUGAAUUACUUUUCAGGUGGAAAUAGCCGAAUGCAAAUGGCAUCGGUUGUUACAACGUUUCUUGGGAAAUCGGCCAUUUCCGGAUCAUUCAGUACUCUCUAUCUGUUUACCCCAGAGUUGUAUCCUACGAAUUUGAGAAAUGCUGGUAUCGGAGUUUCGUCUGCUUUUUCAAGGUUUGGGGCAAUACUGUCCCCUUUUGCAGGAACACUGGCCGAAGAAAUUCCUUGGGCUCCAGGAACUAUAUUUUCCGCGAUGUGUUUCAUCGUUACGUUCAUUAUCUUGUACGUACCGGAAACACGUGGUGUAGAACUUCCUCAUACUCUUAAAGAUGUAAAAGUGUGGUAUUCAGAGAAUAGUGGUAUACGACAACGAAAGAAAGAAAACAUCAUUGAGCUGAAACUUUAAUUUCGAAUUUUGUCUGUUUUGAGUUUAAAAAUGCAAUAAGAUUAAAAAAAACCCAAACUUUAAUUUUUUUUUCAAGGUGUCAACAAAUCCAUUCGAAAUGUCCGUAAAACGAAUGAUGAAGAUACACUUCUUUGCCCAAUACAUAUAAUUAAUGCAUAAUAACAGGUUUUCGAUAAAAUCAAAAAGCGGUCUUAGAACCUGAAUUACUUUUAUGUUCCAUCAAACUUGAAUGUUUUAAGUAGUGCACAAUAUAAAAGCCAAAAGUAUAUGCUUAUAUUUAAACUUUAGUUGUUUAGAAAUAUUCAAAAUUUGAAAGAAAUUUGACUUCACAUUUUUAGCCACAUUGCCUCAAGUUUACCACUUUAAUUUCUUUCUAGUGGAAUAUAAAUGAAAUAUUAUUUGAUAUAAGUUGCUUUUAAACACAUUAAAGAUACAUGUAGACGUAUACGUGGUGAUAUGUAUACAGAAAAUUGUUUUGUCACCUAUAAACACUACAUGUACUUAUAUAUUCUAACUAGUAACUUGAAGUGAACUUUGAUAUGAUAUAGUUGAAACAAAAAUUUGCAAUAUUUAAAAGUUUUUAAAGAGAAAUUGUAUUAUUAAUUUUUUUUUUUAAAUUACAGCAUGGUUGUUAUUAAUCCGUUUCAUAAAUAUAAUGAAAUAUGGACAAUGGGACUUUGGAUUUUACAUAAAGUAAGAAUAAACGACAUUUGACAGGGUGAAAAUAUUUUUUUAAAGAAAACCAGGAUGAAGUCUUCAUAAUCAACCAUUGUUAUUAUGAUAUCACUUUGAAAUUUAAUGUCUUUACUAGAAAAGAAACAUAAGUUACACUUAAUUAAAUGACAGAGGGUUGUACAAAGCCAAUGAAUAUUGUAAACCAACUUUUAUUCGCGUGCGCGAAAGCUUCGUCGUCGCGAAUAUUUAUCGUCGCGAACCAGUCUUUGGUAAUAUUUUUUUCAGAUAAUCUACUUUUACAUCAAGAAAAUUUAUAGCUGCGAACCAGUUCUUCUUCGGCAACUCCCAAAAUAAUGUAUAGCCGCAAACAAAAGUUGGUUUAGACCACCAUUCAAAUGAGCAAACAUCUUGUAUAAGAUGUACCUCAAUGUUAAAUAUAUAAAGGAUAUGAUAGACAUUUUCCGGUCUUUAGAUAGAGGAUUAUGUUUAAAAAAUUUCCAUUAUGUUGUGUGUUUAAGAAACUAAUUUAAUUAAUUAACUUCACAUGUGUUUUGUACUGUUUUAAAAAAUGUUUUGUUUGUAUAUCGUAUCUCAUUUAAAAGUUAAUUUAAACUUUUGUAUUCCACUCUACACUCAGCAUAUGCAAUAUGUAUAUAUCAUUAUAAAUUGUGUUAUUAUUGGACAUGGAAUUGAACUUUAAUAUGAUGACAUUAUUUACAUUUCUGAUUGUCAGUCAAAGAUUUUGUUUCCCAGAUGAAAGUGUUUUGGUUUAAUUUCUAACUGUGUUAGAUUGUUGAAAGUUUACUCAAUAUGUUUAAGUCCGACAUUUUGAUGAUGGUUCUGUAUACGGAUUUUAUUUCAUGUAAGCAAAAAAUACAUUAUUUUAAAUACGUCAUUUGUUAUUAAUAAAAUUUAAGUUAUCUCUUAAAAUUCUAAAGGCAAAAACAAACUGCGAUAUAAACAGAAAUUCAUAUUCUUUUAAAAUGUGUAAAAUUUCUGUUUAUAAAAUGCUUUCUUCAAUAUAAAAUAUAGAAUUGUCUUUAAUUAUAGAAAUUAAACAAAUCAACUGUAAUAUACACAAAGCUUUAGUACAAAACGUGCGUAUUGUUUAUACAUGAAAAAUUACAAUUUUACCGAUGUUAACAUAUAUUGAGUAUCAUGUCUCGGUGAUAUGUAACGAAGAAAAUUUUAAAAAAUAGUACUAUUUCCCUUAAAUUUUAGAUUUUUUUUUAUGUCAAAUGACAUAAAAUUUAAAGCUGAAGUUAAAAAUAUAAGCACUAACACAAGCGUUCUUUGU
Molecule: messenger RNA, 3749 nt
Organism: Magallana angulata
Lineage: Eukaryota; Metazoa; Mollusca; Bivalvia; Ostreida; Ostreidae
Product: organic cation transporter-like protein
Exons: 11
Coding region: 92-1777 (561 amino acids)
Biological process (GO): transmembrane transport
Cellular component (GO): membrane
Molecular function (GO): transmembrane transporter activity
Source: RefSeq, a predicted model, not a curated record